Molecule: messenger RNA, 2322 nt
Organism: Drosophila arizonae
Lineage: Eukaryota; Metazoa; Arthropoda; Insecta; Diptera; Drosophilidae
Product: adhesion G protein-coupled receptor G2-like
Biological process (GO): cell surface receptor signaling pathway; G protein-coupled receptor signaling pathway
Cellular component (GO): membrane
Molecular function (GO): G protein-coupled receptor activity
Source: RefSeq, a predicted model, not a curated record
AUGUUUUGGCAGCUUUGCUUCAUCUUGGCUGCUCUGGGGCCCAGUCUGGCGCAUGUGCGUCUGGCGUCCAGCACCACCGAGCGAAGUGCUCAACUGUUUCCACAGCAGCAAUGGCAGCUUAGGAGCCACAGCAGCACAGUUAAGCCUGCUCAGAGUGUAUUUUAUAUGAAGCUGCUGCCCGUGGCUCACUGUGAGCCAGUGGACUUCCAGCAUAACUACAAAGUGUUGACUGCAGCUGGCGAGGUGACCUUUGAGCCGCAUCUGAAUCAUUUCGCACGCACCAGAGCUGGAGAGUGGGCGAGCAUGCGGGAUCUCUGCUUGGAUGAGCAGGGUCUGCCCUGGCGGCGACUGUGCAACGCAAGUGCUCAGUGGGCCGCCCUUGGCAGUGUGAACUGCAGUGCCGGCAGCCAGUUGAGCCGACAGCUCAGUCAGCUGCGCGAAGGUGUCCAGAGUAGGCGCAGCACAGCCUUCGCCUUGACCGAGCUGCGGCAUUUAUUGAGUGAGGCACGAGGCCAGCUCGCUCCGGUGGAUGUCUACAGCACGGCGCAAAUAUUUGCAGAGCUGCUCGAGCAGCAGCAGCCGACGGAAGCGGUGAGCGCAGAUCUGGUCGGCAUUUGCCGGGAGAUCAUGGCAAGCGAUGAGCAGGUGCUGCGGCUCUCAGCAGAGCUGAAUGCAACCAACUCGCUUCUGAGCAAGUUCGAGGAUUACAUGGAUGCACUGCCUCCGCAGCUGGUGCCGAGCGAGAGCUGUGGGAAGUCGAGAGCUGAGGCGGACAAAUCCACUGAGAAGGGCGUGCAAACCGUUAACUAUGCGGAGCAGGGCGUGCAGGCGCUGAUGAGCCGCAAUCUGAGCGUGUUCUAUGUGAAUCCGAAGUGUGAGAAUAUCACAGGAAUAUCCAUAUAUGCAGCAGGAGCUGCGGAUCGCAAGAGCGCCAGCAGCGGCUUCUGGUAUCGCCUUCUGUAUGCCAACGAGAGCCUGGAGCAGCUGAGAGCAGAGAGGGACUUGCAAACGGGCACCUACCUCCCGGCGCAGCUGUGGGAGCAGCUCAGCCAAAGAGGCGCCUCAUAUCUCGUAUUCAAGGUCUACGCUCACGACGGACUCUUCGUGGAGAGGGCUCAGCAGCGUAGUCAGAGGCCACGCAGCCAAGUGCUGUCCAUAUCCAUACCAGGCUUCGAGGUUCAGUUGCCUGCGCCGCUGCCCUUUCUGCUGCCUCGUGUCGGAGUCUCUGCCAAGGGCAGCCAUUGUGGCUAUUGGAACUAUGGGAGCUGGCUCAGCGAUGGAGUGAGCACAUGCGGCGGUCACUACGAGGAACCUAAUGUGCUCUGCGAGGCGCAGCAUCUGACGCAGUUCUCCUUUCUGAUUGGCGGCAGCUUCACUCAGCACUCGGUGGAGGAAUCGGAUGUGCAGCUGGAGGCGGCACAUGAGCAGCUGCUGGACCUGAUCACCCAAGUGGGCUGCGGCCUCUCGCUGUUCGGAUUGCUCUUCAUCUUUCUGACUGCGGCGCUGGUUGAGAAAUGGCGCAGUCAGGCCUCCACCAAGGUGCUGCUCCAUCUCUGCCUGGCCCUCGCCCUGCAGCUGCUGUUCUUCGGCUAUCUGGGGGCAGAGCAAUUACCUCUGAAGCAGAGCUGGAACCGCUGCCUGAUAUCGGGCGCUGCGCUGCAGUACUCUGUGCUGGUCAUCUUCAGCUGGAUGCUGAUCAUAGCCUUUCUGCAGUUCCAGCGUUACGUGACAGUGAUAGGCGUGGCUCGGCCCAGUCACUAUAUACUCAUCUCGGCCUUGGUUGCCUGGACGCUGCCACUGCUGCCCACAUUCUUGGUCGUUCUGCUCGACGCCGACUCCUUUCAGCCGUCGCAGCAACAGCUGAAAGGCAACGCGGCUUUGUGCUAUCCCUCUGGCUAUGGCCUGGCGCUGGGCGUUGUGCUGCCCAUUGGCUUGGUAACCUUUGCCAACGCCUUCAUGAUGCUCUGCAUCAUUUAUAGCAUUCAUCGUGCCCUCAAUCCACGGCGCCAGCUAAUUAUACAGCAGCUGCGUUUGUCCGUCCUGCUGUUUUUUCUGCUGGGCCUCACCUGGAUCUUUGGCCUGUGCAGCUAUAUGCGCCUGGGCAUUAUAUUCUCCUAUCUCUUUUGUCUCAGCGCCACGCUGCAAGGCUUUGUGCUCUUUGUUUAUUUUGUGCUUUUGAAUGCCUCAAAUCGACACGCUUGGCUGAGUCUUAUUUGUUCCAGGCAGAUGAAAAUAAAUAUGCCCAAUGCGGAACGACAGUCUAUGUCCACCUCGUCCAGCAACACUUCCAGACGAACCCAAUCCUCAGUGAAGUCCAUUUGA